Limanda limanda (common dab) is the source of this 2388-nucleotide messenger RNA. Its product is annotated as integrin beta-3-like. Lineage: Eukaryota; Metazoa; Chordata; Actinopteri; Pleuronectiformes; Pleuronectidae. The record is from RefSeq and is a predicted model, not a curated record. Bases 1 to 2388 code for a protein of 795 amino acids. Gene Ontology annotation, cellular component: cell surface; integrin complex; focal adhesion. The transcript has 15 exons. Gene Ontology annotation, biological process: cell migration; integrin-mediated signaling pathway; cell-matrix adhesion. Gene Ontology annotation, molecular function: fibrinogen binding; integrin binding; fibronectin binding.
AUGGGAGCUCUCCCGGCGCAGGGGCUGGUCUGGAUGGCUCUUUUGAUUUUUACUGGGAUAUCAGACGUUUGCGCCUCCAACGUCUGCACCUCCCGAGGAGCGAGCACAUGCAAACAAUGUCUGGCUGUGCACCCCAGCUGUGCAUGGUGCGUCCAGGAGGACUUCGGUCAGGGAAUUGCCAGUUCUUCCCGCUGUGACCUGAAGAGUCAUCUGGUGGCAGCGGGCUGCGCUGCCCCAUCUGUGGAGUCUCCAAUCAGCAAAAUGCAAGUGAUCGAGGACCGGCCCCUCAGCAACAAGGCAGCAGGGGCCACACAAGAUGUCACUCAGAUCAAGCCCCAGAAACUCCACAUCACGCUCAGGCCAGAUGAUGCAAAGCGCUUCACUGUGAAGGUGCGUCAGGUGGAGGAUUACCCCGUUGAUCUUUACUACCUCAUGGACCUCUCCUACUCCAUGAAUGAUGACCUCUUCCGCCUGAGGACGCUGGGCAAAGGCCUGGCCGAGGCCAUGAACCGCACGACCAGCAACCUCCGCAUGGGCUUUGGGGCUUUUGUGGACAAGCCGCUCUCGCCGUACAUGUACAUCUCCCCCAAAGAGGCCGUGAACAACCCCUGCUACAGCAUCAACACCACCUGUCUGCCCCAGUUCGGCUACAAACACGUUCUGUCCCUGACGGAAGAAGUGGGACGCUUCACAGAGGAAGUGAAGAAGCAGAUGGUGUCCAGGAACCGAGAUGCCCCGGAGGGAGGCUUUGAUGCCAUCAUCCAGGCUGCGGUGUGCGAGGAGCAGAUCGGCUGGCGUCCCGACGCUUCCCACCUCCUGAUCUUCACCUCGGAUGCGAAGACUCACGUGGCGCUGGACGGUCGAAUGGCAGGAAUCGUGCGGCCCAACGACGGGCAGUGCCACCUCAACUCUGACAAUAUUUACAGCAUGUCAACCACCAUGGAUUAUCCAUCUCUUGCUCUGAUCACAGAGAAGAUGUCGGAGAACAACAUCAACCUCAUCUUCGCUGUCACCAACCCGGUGGUUCCUCUGUACCAGAACUACAGCGAGCUGAUUCCGGGCACCACAGUAGGAACACUGUCCAACGACUCAGGCAACGUGAUUCAGCUCAUACUGAAGGCCUACGCUAAAAUCCGUUCCAGGGUGGAGCUGGAGCUCCAAGACGUCCCGGAGGAACUGUCUCUGUCCUUCAACGCCACCUGUCUGAACGGGGAGGUCAUCCCAGGUCUCAAGUCCUGCUCUGGGCUCAAGAUAGGAGACACGGUCUCUUUCAGUGUGGAGGCCAGAGCUCGUGGUUGCCCCAAACAGAAGAAGAAAACCUUCAUCAUCAAACCCGUGGGCUUCAAGGACUCCCUGUCCAUCACCGUGUCCUUCGAGUGCGACUGCAAGUGCCAGGCCAAGGCCCAGCUCGACAGCCCCAAAUGCAACCAAGGCAACGGCACCUACGAGUGCGGCAUCUGUCUGUGCCACCCGGGUCGCCUGGGGCCGCACUGCGAGUGUGCGGAGGGCGACUACAGUCCCACGGAGCAGGACGGCUGCAGUGGCCCCGCGGGCGCUGGAGGGCCCCACUCUGCCAUUUGCAGCGGCCGUGGAGACUGCGUGUGCGGCCAGUGCGUGUGCCACAGCAGUGACUUUGGGAAAGUGUGGGGCAAGUUGUGCGAGUGUGACGACUUCAACUGCCUGCGCUACAAGGGGGAACUGUGCUCAGGCCAUGGGGUCUGUAACUGUGGCUUCUGUCAGUGUGCCCCGGACUGGCAGGGUGAAAACUGUAACUGCUCCAGACGCACCGACACCUGCAUGUCCAGCGUGGGUCUGCUGUGCAGCGGCAGGGGCCAGUGUGUGUGUGGGGCCUGCGAGUGCACUCAGCCCGGUGCGUACGGGGCCACGUGUGACAAGUGCCCCACCUGCCCUGACGCCUGUACCAUGAAGAAGGAGUGCGUGGAGUGUAAGCACUUCAAGAGGGGCCGCCUGUUUGAGGACAACACCUGUUCUCGAAUCUGCAAGGAUGAGAUUGUGCUUGUGGAUGAACUAGUGCUCCAUGAUACGAACGCCGUGAACUGCACGUACAAAGACGAGGACGACUGCGUGGAGCGUUUCCAGUACUACGAAGACUCCAGUGGCAAGUCCAUCUUGUUCGUCGUCAAAGAGCCAGACUGCCCCAAGGGUCCAGACAUUCUGGUGUUGCUCCUGUCGGUGGCGGGGGCCAUCUUGUUCCUCGGCCUGGCGGCUCUGCUCAUCUGGAAGCUGCUGGUCACCAUCCAUGACAGACGGGAGUUCGCCAAAUUUGAGGAAGAGCGUGCUCGUGCCAAGUGGGACACGGGACACAACCCUCUCUACAAAGGAGCCACCUCCACGUUCACAAACAUCACAUACAGAGGAAAAGACUGA